Amblyraja radiata (thorny skate) is the source of this 1791-nucleotide messenger RNA. Its product is annotated as syntaxin-3-like. The transcript has a single exon. Gene Ontology annotation, molecular function: SNAP receptor activity; SNARE binding. Gene Ontology annotation, cellular component: endomembrane system; SNARE complex; plasma membrane. Gene Ontology annotation, biological process: vesicle fusion; exocytosis; intracellular protein transport. The coding region runs from base 235 to 1116 and encodes 293 amino acids. The record is from RefSeq and is a predicted model, not a curated record. Lineage: Eukaryota; Metazoa; Chordata; Chondrichthyes; Rajiformes; Rajidae.
UUCGCUUUCGUGUUCCCCAGUGUAAGGUUCAACCCAUUGAGUCUUUAAUAUCAGAACAUCACGUGGCAAAGAGAAACAAAAAAGCCGAUUACGAAUGGGUGUCGCCAGCAGCAGCACAAACACACACAUUUGGCACUGACGCGGAGAGUAUCGGCUGCAGAAAACAAACAGGGUUCGCUUCAGGAAGUUUAUUAACUUGGCGUAAAGGGUAGGAGCAAGUCCCAGACACCUACCAUGAAGGACAGGCUGGAGGAGCUGAAGAGAGCAGCGGAGGACAAUUUCACGGAGAGUAUUGUUGGUGGAAUCGACAACCCAACAUUUGAAGGGACAGAGUCCAACAGGUUGAAUGGAUUUUUUGAAGACAUUUCAGCUGUUUCUUCAAACCUCACCAAACUGGAGAAUCUAGUCCAGAGCAUCCAGAAGAAGCAAGCGGGGGUGCUGUGCGGGACUGCGAAAGCGAGCAUCUACAACAAGAAGAAACUUAUGAAAUAUUCCAAAUGUGAGUUGACCUGUGAGGCCAAGAUCAUCCAGUCGCAGCUGAACAGGAUGAGGGGUGUCCUGACUCGCAAGCGGCAGGAGGCACCCUUCUCGGUUGAGUACAGGAUUCACCAGAGCCAGUACAAUGCCUUGGUGACUCGCUAUCACCACAUACUAACCUCGCACCACACGAUGGAGAUGGAAUACGUGGACAAGUUGAAGCAGCAGAUUACGCGGCAGACUCAGUUGGCUGGCUUGCAGUUGCAGGAGGAGGACGUGGACCGCUUCGUGGAGGACCUUGACGCUCCACAGAUUGUUGGGCAGGAUCUGGAGGUCCACAAAGCCAAGGAGCACUUGGCCGCCGCCCAGGAGCGCCACAAACAGCUUCUGGAACUGCAGUCGCAGAUAGCUGAACUUCACCAACUCUUCCUGCAGUUCGAGGUACUGGUGACUGAGCAACAAGAAGUGGUAAACAGCAUUGAAUAUAACGUGGAGCACACUGUGGACUACAUCACACAGUCCGCAGACGACGUUAAAAAAGCAAUAAAGUACCAGAAGAAAUCUCGGGUAAUUGCUGCAGCCGCAGCCGUCAUUGGGCUGUGUGCCUGUGUUCCCUGCAUUGCAAAGUUAUCUUCUUAAAAAAAGAGGUCGUGGCUUUACAAAAGGACCUAGUCCCAUGCCCAAAGGAGAAAAUUGCGAUCUCCACCACGACUAACCGUGUUGCAGUAUUUUUUGUCAUCAGCUUUCUGUGCAUCGAUUGACUUCUCGAGAUUAUUUCUGCAGCUGAAUUUGCUGAAGACAGGAAUGCGUUUGUGCAGUGGGCCUCUGCGAGUGCAUUUCAGGGGGUGUGGGCCAGGGAGUCUGCCUCGUCUAUAUCGUAACCCUGAGAACUUUCCAACUAUUCAGGGGUGUGCCAACAUUAACCAAGGGAUUAACAUUAAUAGUUGGAGUUUAAAGGAAGUAGGUGAGAAUAUUAUUUCAAAAUUUUCUCAGCUCAGGCACCCACUUCUUUAGAGUGGAUGGGUAAUCGCACACAGCUGUCCUGUCCGAGAACAUUGAGAGGGGGAAACCAGAGAGAAGUUGCCAUCGCACCUGCUGAAAAAUUACUGGAGAGUUUUCAGUUGAUCAACGAACUGGCAUGGAUUUUGUAAAGAGCGGGUCGUGUUGAAGGAAUCCAAAUGUUUUGAAGAGAUUCCUAAUGUAUUGAAAUGGAUUUCCGGAAAGUUACCCGCAUAUGAAUCUAGUGCAAUUCAAGGCAAGUUAACGAACAAGUUAAAGAUUGAGCAGAGCAAGAGGAAUUGGAGAGCAAGAAUG